AUGGAAAACUCCUCGACCCCAGCUAUGGCAUCAACAUCAACACCAACUCAAACACCCAUCGAAAGAUUCAACUCCCUCUUCUCGUCAUCAGAGUUCCUCUUCAUAGUCUCCUACCGCGGCCACUGGUGUCCCUUCUGCCGCGCAUACCUCACAACACUCACCUCUAUCUUCCCCUCAAUAAUCUCCCAAGGCGGCAACACCGUCAUCCUAACCGCCGAGCCAGCCAACUUCCUCCCUGAAAUGCGCAAAUCCACUGGCUAUGAGGGCGAGGCGAUUGUGGAUGAGAAGAAUGAGUUGAUGGCGUAUUUGAGGGAGAGGUAUGGGUGGGAGGUAGCGAUUACGGAGAGGAAGGGAUAUGUGAGUGGGAUGGCGCAGCCGGGGGUUUUGGUUUUGAGGAGGAAAGGGGAUGGCGAGGGAGAGGUAGAGGUGCUGGAGAAGUGGGCGAUUGUGCCGGGUUGUGACCGCCCCGAGCUCGCCCAGAUCUGGGAUAAUGUGCAAGCUAAGCUGAAGGGUGAGAAAGAGGUGCAUAGAUCGUAUAAGAAGAUUAGUGCGGUGGGUGUGCUGAAGGGUGCCUUCUUUGGGUGA
Cadophora gregata is the source of this 585-nucleotide messenger RNA. RefSeq lists its product as uncharacterized. Bases 1 to 585 code for a protein of 194 amino acids. Lineage: Eukaryota; Fungi; Ascomycota; Leotiomycetes; Helotiales; Ploettnerulaceae. The transcript has 3 exons. The record is from RefSeq and is a predicted model, not a curated record.